Adineta steineri is the source of this 441-nucleotide messenger RNA. The record is from the annotation of a GenBank genome assembly. NCBI's taxonomy places the organism in Eukaryota, Metazoa, Rotifera, Eurotatoria, Adinetida, Adinetidae.
AUGAUAUCACUUGAUUGGUUUCUCGAUAAAGUUGAAGUUAUUAAUAUGGAUACAAAUGAAACUAUUAGUUUUCCAUGUAAUCGAUGGCUUGCAUCUUCAUUUAAUCAACCGAAGUUUCGCCCAACAGCUAAUUGGAAUUCCAAUGGAAUUACUUUUGCUAAUCAAUCGAUUGUUGGUCAAUAUCCUUCCACUAUUUUUGUGAGCAUGAACAACACAAUAUAUGUCACUAAUCCAGAAAAAAACACAAUUGUAAUAUGGCAAGAAGAGAGUGUCAAUCCAACAAAGAUCAUUAGUAGUAAUUUUAAGCAACCUUUGUCUCUCUUUGUGACAUCAAAUGGUGAUAUCUAUAUUGAUGACGGACAUGAGAAUGGCCGAGUGCAAAGAUGGAAUGCAGCAACAAGUACCUUUGUCACGGUGAUGAAUGUUAACUCAUCAUGUGCU